AGUUCACGUUUCUGCCUUCAGCCUGGAAUGUGACAGGGUGGCUCAAUAGCUCCAUUCAAACCAGCCCAGUGCACCCCUAGCCCGGCCUUGACCAGCAGGCUGGAGCAACACCCUACGAACCUUCCGUACAGCAUGGCGACUCACAAGGCCGAGGCACAGGAGACAGACUUCCGUACAACAGGGCCGCCCACAGACUUGGAACAGUGCCCCUUUCCGCCCAGCUCCCGGAAGUUUCCUUUUGAAAGCGUGGCGGCAGACUCUACUGAGGGCUGGGCAGUUGCUGCGGAGCAUCAUUUGAAAAGGAGCGGAGAGGACGGCGGAUGGGAGCAGCCGGCAUCGGGGUUAGGCCCUACGGGGUCGAGCCAAGCCGCCCGACUACGAUGGCCAGUUCUAAGACGGUGUGCGACGCGCAGCCCCAUUCGAUGCCGAGCUGCGGCUUGUCCGCAGAUACACAAACUCGAGCUACUUCUAAGCUACCUGUUAAAUCCAAAGACGCUGAGAUGCUUAGACAUCUUCAUACGGGAGGCUUAGAGCCUGACGUUACAAAAGUCACCAAACCAAGACGAGAGAACGGGCAGGGGAAAGCUGCGGAGACUGCCAGCCGGAGGAACAUCAGAAGCAGCUACAAACCACUGAGUAAGCAAAAGCCAGAGGAGGAUCUGAAGGAUAAAAACGAGCUGCUGGAGGCUGUCAACAAGCAGCUACACCAGAAGCUGACAGAGACUCAGGGAGAGCUGAAGGACCUGACACAGAAGGUGGAGCUCCUGGAGAAGUUUCAGGAUAACUGCUUAGCAAUUUUGGAGAGCAAAGGUCUCAACUCAGGCCAAGAGACCCAGGAAUCAAAGCAGGAACCCAGCACAGAUCCCACGGACUCCAUGCUGCUGCUAGAAACUUUGAAAGAUGAACUGAAGCUUUUCAAUGAAACUGCCAAGAAGCAGAUGGAGGAGCUACAGGACCUUGCUAUGCAGUCCCAGGAUGAUCCUCUUGCCUCUUCGCUGGGAUUACAGGGCCUUGAAGGUGAAGUUGAAGUUGAAAGAAAAAGAAAGGAUCCAGUUCCUGGAACAGCAAACCUUAGGUAAGGACGAAGCCAGUGACUUCACAAUAAUCCUGGAGGAAAUGGAGCAGCUCUUAGAAAUGUAAUGCAAGGCAAGCGUCCAGACAGCUUCUUCCUGCAUAAACUCUCAUCGGAGGCCACUUAGGAUAUCUUCAAGGACUCACCGUCCCUUAGGUAAAGACCUUCUGUAGCAGUUGAUCCGAUAAGGGCAGUUGAUGCUGGGGGUCCUCCUUUAAGCAGAUUGCCCCACCUUCAGAUGGCUCAGCUCUCCUGCAAGAGAGGAACCUGGGAGUUUGACUCCACUUCCUGCACAACAGAGAGAGCAACAACCUUAGAACUAGGAUAGUAAACCAGCCAUGGAGACUCUCGAGACUCUUACUUGGAAACACGGGAGGAAAGCCCACACCGAGACAGCACGUGCGCUGUGCGGGAGCUGUCACUUCAAGCUAUGCUGUCCCCUUUGUCUGGUUGAGCUAAGUUUAUGAACUUGAAAUCCUUGAAGUCUUUUGGCGUAAUAAAUUGGGUGGAGGUAUACAGAGUAAUGCCUAACUGAAACUAUACCUAGAGCUUUUGGAAUAAAUAUCUCCAUGAAUGUUAA
Molecule: messenger RNA, 1652 nt
Organism: Rattus norvegicus (Norway rat)
Lineage: Eukaryota; Metazoa; Chordata; Mammalia; Rodentia; Muridae
Gene: Knstrn
Product: kinetochore-localized astrin/SPAG5 binding protein
Biological process (GO): regulation of attachment of spindle microtubules to kinetochore; chromosome segregation; microtubule cytoskeleton organization
Cellular component (GO): nucleus; centriolar satellite; spindle pole
Molecular function (GO): protein homodimerization activity; microtubule plus-end binding
Source: RefSeq, a predicted model, not a curated record